Messenger RNA from Trifolium pratense (red clover), 2893 nucleotides. RefSeq names its product DEAD-box ATP-dependent RNA helicase 46. Lineage: Eukaryota; Viridiplantae; Streptophyta; Magnoliopsida; Fabales; Fabaceae. The record is from RefSeq and is a predicted model, not a curated record. Gene Ontology annotation, molecular function: RNA helicase activity; protein binding; RNA binding. Gene Ontology annotation, cellular component: nucleus; cytoplasm; ribonucleoprotein complex. The transcript is spliced from 9 exons. The coding region runs from base 205 to 2433 and encodes 742 amino acids.
AUUACUAUAAAUAAAUAACAUUCAUUCAUUUCCAACUUCUUCUUGUUGCUCCUCUCUUUUCUCUCUCUCUCUUCCACCCACCCAUUUUCUAGAGAGAGAAACAAACUUAACUUAUAGAGAGAGAAACAGAAGCUCCGAAACCGCGUUAUUCACUUCUACUUCUCGCUCUUCAACCGGAUUGUGUUUUUGGUUCCCUUGUUUGCUAUGGCUGCUACAGCAACUGCCUCAGUGGGUCCCCGGUAUGCACCACCUGAUCCCACACUUCCUAAACCAUGGAAGGGUCUUGUGGAUGGCAAGACUGGCUAUCUUUACUUUUGGAAUCCUGAGACUAAUAUCACUCAGUAUGAGAGGCCUUCGAGCUCCGCUGCCCCACCGAAGUCUUCUUCAGUCCCUAACUCUUCUGUCCAGGUUCAGCAAUCAUCUCAAGGACGUGGUCGUAGUCCUGAUUUCAGUGAUAGGUAUGAUAGGAAUGGAAAUGGUGGGUCAAAUGAAGGUGGAUCCAGGAACCAUCAGAGUUCCAAAGGUGCCACCUCUCAAGAUAAUGUUGCAAAUGGAAAUGUUAGUUCUAUCAAAGCUCAUGUGGCACCAGAUACAGGACCUGCAUUAUCUCCAGAGGCUUAUAGACGUCGUCAUGAGAUCACUGUUACGGGAGAUAAUGUUCCUGCUCCCGUGACAUCAUUUGCAUCCUCUGGCUUUCCAUCUGAGAUUCUUAGAGAGGUACAAAAUGCUGGGUUCUCAGCCCCAACUCCAAUUCAGGCACAAUCAUGGCCCAUUGCCCUUCAAAGUAAAGAUAUAGUUGCCAUUGCUAAAACAGGUUCAGGAAAAACCUUGGGGUAUUUGCUUCCAGCAUUUAUUCAUCUCAAGCGUACUAAUAAUAACGCCAAAAUGGGCCCCACUGUUUUGGUACUUUCACCAACAAGGGAGUUGGCAACACAGAUUCAAGAUGAAGCUGUGAAGUUUAGUAAAACAUCAAGAAUUGCCUGCACUUGCUUGUAUGGAGGAGCACCAAAGGGUCCUCAAUUGAGAGAUAUUGACCGUGGAGCAGAUAUUGUGGUAGCCACUCCUGGUCGCCUGAAUGAUAUUCUUGAGAUGAGGAGAAUCACGCUUCACCAGGUCUCUUACCUAGUGCUAGAUGAGGCAGACCGGAUGCUGGACAUGGGUUUUGAACCUCAAAUUAGGAAGAUUGUGAAUGAGGUGCCCGCUCGCAGGCAAACUCUCAUGUUUACUGCAACAUGGCCUAAGGAGGUUAGGAGAAUUGCAGCUGAUCUGCUGGUCAAUCCUGUCCAAGUGAACAUUGGCAAUGUAGACGAGCUUGUUGCUAACAAAUCCAUCACUCAGCAUAUUGAAGUUUUGGCACAUAUGGAGAAACAGAGACGACUGGAAAGUAUUUUGCGGUCACAGGAUCAAGGAUCAAAGAUAAUUAUUUUUUGUUCUACCAAGAAAAUGUGUGAUCAACUUGCUCGUAAUCUUACACGCCAGUUUGGAGCUGCUGCUAUACAUGGGGAUAAAUCCCAAGCUGAUAGGGAUCAUGUGUUGAAUCAGUUUCGAAGUGGAAGGACUCCUGUGCUUGUAGCCACAGAUGUUGCAGCUCGUGGACUGGAUGUGAAAGACAUUAGAGUGGUUGUCAACUAUGACUUCCCUACAGGAGUGGAGGAUUAUGUUCAUAGGAUUGGAAGGACUGGUAGGGCUGGAGCCACUGGUAUAGCUUACACUUUCUUUGGGGACCAGGAUGCUAAACAUGCUUCAGAUCUCAUAAAAAUCUUAGAGGGUGCAAACCAGAAAGUCCCUGCAGAACUUCGUGAGUUGUCAUCCCGGGGUGGUGGUGGGUUUAGCAGGUCCAAAUAUCGUUCUGGUGGUCGUGGUGAUUCUGGAUUUGGUGCAAAGAGUUAUGACUCUGGGUAUGGUGGAAGGAGUAAUGAUGCAGGAUAUGGUGGAAGAGGUAGUGAUUCAAAUUAUGGUGGAAGGGGUGGAUAUGGGUCUUCUGCUGCUUUUGGAAGAGGUGGAGGCCGUGGAUUUGACUAUGACUCACAGAGGAAUGAAAGAGAUCGAAGCCCUGAGAGAGGAUCUAGCUGGAGUGAUCGCUUCAAAACUGUCAAUCGCGAACGCAGCCGCAGUCCUGCCAAGGCUGCACCAUCUCAAAAUGGCCCAGUCAGCUUUCACCAAGCAAUGAUGCAACGCAGUGGAGGAGGUGGCGAUCGUAACAAGAGCUUUAACCGGGAGCGAAGUCGCAGUCCGGCAGGCCGUGAACGAUCCCCUUCUUCCCCUGGUGGCGGUAGGUCCAACAACAGUCCAAAGAAAGGGUGGGGAGGAUCUUCAGGUGAUGGAAGAAACGGUGGUUCUCAUUCAUACAAUGGAGAAAUGGAGGAAGGGAUGAUUCCUGAUGAAGAAGGAAUGAUUGGUCAUGAUGAUUCUACAUAUCAAAGUGCAAAUUAGAAUUUUGGGUAUUCCUACUUUGACCGUAUAUGUUAAGGUAAUUUUGGUCCACUUUCAGUUGUUGAAGUGUAUUGCUACAUGGACACAUGCAAUAUAGGAUCUGGAAGUGGAAUUAAUGGCAAAUGUAUAUUUUGAGAGGCUGAGUAAAAGCCUGAUGGGUGAAGAACCUAGUAACAAAUAUGUUAAUGGUUUAAUUGGUUUUAUGAUAUUUUGGUAAAAGUUUAGUUUAUAUCCAGGUUCAUUAGUCUACUUAGCCAAGCUAGAAAUUAUUUAAGCCACUAUGGAAUGUUGCACCCAUCGGUUACUAAUCGAGCUGCAGCAUAGUUUUUGGUUUAAAAAGUGGCGAACAAAAGCAAUGCUUUGUUAUUUUGAUUUACAACAUAUCAAUGUUGUGUUUGUAAUAUGCUUGAACUGUGUUUGGACAUUUUUAUUACAGAAAUCCUUCAUUAUAUUGACUGGA